AGGGAGUACCAUCCCAAUGUGCCAAUUACCCACCCCGGAGGAGAAAAUCAUCUUCAGAAGAUGGACCGCGAUGUACAUGCCGCUAUCCGUCACACAGAGAACCUUUACUAUCCCUUUGCGUCGAAAGCUGAAUUUGACCUGGGAUACUGGCUUUCAGAGGGGGCGUUGUCGCAAAAAGAAGUUGAUGUUUUCCUCCACCUCGAGCAUGUAAGUUGCCUAUCUACGUUUCAUGUCAUCACUCGGAUCGAAGCACUACCUGAAGUACCUCGAUGGUACCACCAACAAAUAAAAGUUGGUUCCUAUAAGACGAAAGCACCCUUGGUGCUCUAUUGGAGGGAUGGUCUCGAUGUCGUGAAGCACCUAUUCGCCAACCCAGUCUUUGCGCCUUGUAUGGAUUUCCAGCCGUACCGGGAAUUCGAGGGCGCAGACAGUCAGCGAGCUUAUGGAGAAUUUAUGAGUGCUGAUCUUGCGUGGGAGAUACAG
This is a messenger RNA of Suillus paluster, 483 nucleotides long. RefSeq lists its product as uncharacterized. NCBI's taxonomy places the organism in Eukaryota, Fungi, Basidiomycota, Agaricomycetes, Boletales, Suillaceae. The record is from RefSeq and is a predicted model, not a curated record. The annotation marks the transcript as partial. The transcript has 2 exons.